AUGGCCGCAGCACCUCCAGCAGAUCCAGUCCGCGAGUACCAGCUCAUCGAGAAACUCGAGCUGCGGAUAGCGGGUGCCAAGAACGAUGAGCAAUUCGAGGACAUCAUCCAGAAGUUCCUUCCAGCAUUAAUCCUCAAGCUGGCCUCGGAAACCGAACGCAAUCGCAAUCUGACCAUCAAAGUCUGCCAGUAUGUCAAUCAGCGGCUCAAGAUCAGCCAAUCGAUACAAGUCCCACUUCCAGGCUUGUUCAAGAACCUUCAAAGUACGGAGAGCGCUUUCGUUCGGAGGUUCAGCCUGGUCUUCAUUCAGCAAGGUCUUGGAAGAGUGAGACCCGCAGAUGCUCCUACUAUCCUCCAGGAGGUCUUGAAGUUCGCGGUACCCGAGACACCCACUGUCGAUGCCACAACGCAAAAGCUGUGGUCAAUUGCAUUUGACUUUCUCUUGGACGGACUUCGGCAAUGGAAAGCCCCAGAACGUCGCAGCAAGGAAGAUGUGGCCUUGAAGGAGAAGUUAGACCUAUCGUCGCCACAGUGUGACAUCCUCGCCUCACAUAUUUCUCGAUUUUUACUUUACGAUCCGAAGCUGUCAAGUACAGUGCAAGGUCUGCACGACGACUUCAAGGUAGUCUUCGAGAAACAGUACCGCCAGAGAACGAGCGUCGUCCCUCCACUCGCUGACUUCCUCUUCACUGCAGUUUUCGGCGACAGCCAGAGACUGAUUCCGGCUACUAUCAUGACUGUAGACGCCAAUGCCGCAGCAUCCAGCAAAGCCGAUGUAAUGUUCAAGCAGUGCAACUUUGACUUAGAGUCAGAAUCUUCUGUCGAGACCUUGUUCGAUCUAUACGACCGGUCGAAACCUAAAUUGCAGACCAGGAUAUUAUCAUUACUAUCAAGAAGUCAGAAGUCGACCGAAAGUACGGGAAGGAUCCUCGCGCUGGUGAACAAGCAGCUGUCCUCGCCCGAUACCGGCCUUGAAGCAUCAAAGCUACGUGCUGCUAUCUUCUCGUACCUUUCGUGGGCAGUUCGAAUCAGCUCUAGCAUGGGUGAGGUUGCCGAGAAAAUACAAGUCCUGCUAAAAGAUUACGUCGAACUACAAGGUUGGCCAACGCCCCAAGAUCGAUCCCCUGCAGAGUCAGAGCUUCGUGCCAAAGCUUACGAGAGCAUUGGUCUGCUCGCAAGCGUUAAAUCGCCUAAUUCUCAGAAACCGCAACAACCCAACAUGAAUCUAAUUACGUGGCUCUUUACCAGCCUGAGAUGUGACGAAACCCGGGAUAUCCGGGGCAGUAUCGAAGAAGCGCUUAGCCGCAUUAUGAACAUUGUACCUACGGAGGAUGGAAAGUUCGCACCUGCGCUCAUAGAGCUACUCCUUUGGAAUGUCCGCGCAGAGCCAGGCGACGAAGAUCCCACAUACUAUUUCCCGACUGUGCACAGCACACGCUAUACUGCUGUCCGCUUCGCAAACAAAUGCUUGUCGUUCUCAGACACUACUGCACGACUUAUUGACGUCCUGGCUGUUGGACUUGCGGACCGCAAAGAACUCGCUGAUGAGGGUGAACGAGGUCUUGAUCCCUACUGGCACAUUUCCAACCAGAACUUGGCUCGGAAUCUUGCCCCCACCGACAAGCUCGACUAUCCCUCGUUCACAAGUCUAGCAGAUCGCUUCUUCAACAGUGCUGAUAGUCAGCAUCUGCUGUCAAACAAAUCAUCGUUGAGCACAGCCAUAAUUUUCUGCCGCAAUAUCUUGGUCAGCGAGGCAUUGCAGCAGACCUCAAACCAGCUUGAUGACUCCGCUGAAUGGAAGAGCCAGAUCGACGGGUUGAUACUCAAUAGUGCUAGUGCCCGUACUUCCAUAAGGGACCGACUUGAUCGGCUCCCAGAACCGGCUCUUGCACAAUUCCUGCAGCUCGCUGUUCAGAGCACGGGAUCGAAAUCCGAACAGCAUGCCGAGGUUGCACUCCAACUCUUGUCCCUUUGCAAAAAUUCCGUGCUCAGCCUCCUGAGGUCAGGUGGAAUGGUUCAUCUGCGCGAGGAACUCCUGCAGACCGAUACCCAGCGUCGCGCAGCUCGAGCCUUGGGUAUUUUUGAAUCUUUGAAUGACACCGCAUCCGGCCAGGUCAUUUCAUAUCUUGACCAAUGCUCUGAAUGGGAAUCGGCCAUUGGAAGUGGUGCGGUUAAAGUGAGAGGCAGCUUACUAGCAGCCACAUUCAUUGCUACACGGUCUAGCCUCCGACAGUCAGCCGACAUGCAAGUGGUUGUCACUAGGAUUACGAGCUUGCUGACAAGCAUGAUUCUCCAAUCGUCUGAUUUAUCUAUCAAAAACACCGCGAUCGCAUGUCUGGGCCAAAUUGCGUUAUGUACUAAGCCGGAGAAAGAGCUACCGCUUGCGCCGCCUGAUGUGGUAGAAGCUCUAAUGAAAGAAUGCAAGAAGCAAAAUGGGCAAGCUAUCCUCGCCAUGGGUCGUCUCGUUGGGUUCAAGGCUGGUUCAGAGGGCGAUGAAGCCACCCAUGGCCUUCUGGACCGCCUAUUCACACUCUAUGAGGUGAAGCAGGCGGAAUUCCACUUUGCACUUGGGGAGGCUCUUUCCGUGGCUGUUACUGGCUUUCAGUCGUCAGCAACCAUGAACGAGUUCGAUGUGCGAGCCGAAUUACCACCGUGGGGCUUUCAUCCGAAGUUGCAAGAGUACCUUAUGGAGGCAUUGAUUGAAAAAUGCCAAACGACAAAGCCUACAUUAAGAAAGGCUGCCGCAAUAUGGCUGCUCAGCAUGGUCCAAUAUUGUGGAGAUGUAAGUGCCGUACAAUCUCGGCUCCGACAGUGUCAAGCCGCUUUCGCUAGGCUACUUACAGACCGUGACGAGAUUGUUCAAGAAGCCGGUUCCCGUGGCCUAGGCAUUGUGUAUGAGAAGGGUGAUAAGGGCCUUCGAGACGACCUCGUGCGCGACUUAGUCCAUUCUUUUACCGGUUCCGGAGCGAAAAUGUCAGGAACUGUCAACGAGGAUACCCAGUUAUUUGAGGCUGGGACUCUGCCUACCGAGCGGGGUGAAUCUGUCACGACUUACAAGGACAUCGUUAGCUUGGCUACUGAGAUGGGAGAUCCAAGCUUGGUCUACAAGUUCAUGAAUCUGGCUUCCAACAACGCCAUAUGGUCUAGUCGUGCAGCCUUUGGCAAAUUCGGCCUGAGCAGCGUUCUGGCAGACUCGACGUACCUUGCAGAAAACAAGAAGUUCUAUCCGAAACUCUUUCGAUAUAGGUUCGAUCCCAAUCCAAACGUCCAGCGGUCGAUGAAUGAGAUUUGGCGAGCGCUUGUAAAGGAUCCUGCGGCUGUCGUCGACCAGAAUUUCGGCCUGAUCAUGGACGACCUUCUCAAAAGUGUACUGUCCGGCAAAGAGUGGCGAGCUCGAGAAGCAAGUUGUGCAGCUAUCAGUGACCUGGUGUCGGGCAGAGAUAUUGAGAAGCUUGAAGGAUACCUUGAUGAGAUUUGGAAAGUUGCCUUCAAAGUUCUGGAUGAUGUGAAAGAAAGCGUCCGGGUAGCUGCCAUGAAGCUUUGCCGUACACUAACGAACAUGCUUGUUCGGAAUCUGGAGGUUGGACAGGGAGACACGAAACGCGCCACGACGUUGCUGAACCAUGCGAUGCCCUUUCUUCUGCAGCAGAUGGCGGGAGCUGCUGGAGCUCAGGAAGUGCAGCAGUAUGCCACCGUCACUCUGCUCGAGGUUGUCAAAAAGAGUCCGCCAAAGUCUCUGCAGCCAUUCGCUCCUGUGAUUCUGGAAACACUUGUUAACUCUCUUAGCUCCCUCGAGCACGAGAGCAUCAAUUAUCUGCAUCUCAACGCAGACAAGUACGGGAUGACGGCGGAGAAGCUCGACAAGAUGAGAGUGUCGAGUGUAAAUGCUUCACCAGUCACUGAGGCGAUAGACCGAUGCCUAGAGAGUUUGACAGCAACCAAGUCGGUAGAAGCAAACAGCGACGAUGCUAUGGAGGGAGUGGAGUCGACCGCGAAGGCGCCGAUGGAUGACGCGAUGCAGCGCCUGGAGAGUUGUUUCAAGACUGCCAUCGGGCUCCCCUCACGUGUUGGACUCAGCAGAGUUAUGGUGACACUCGUUGUGCGUCACCCAAGUGCUUUUCGGCCCUUCGCAGAUCGGUUCGCUCGGCUUCAUCGCAAACAUAUCAUCGACCGGAAUGCUACCAUCAGCGUGGCUUUCAGUACGUCACUUGGUUACUUGAUGCGGCUGGCUUCCGAGAAGGAGAUCCAUGCCACCAGCAAAUACGCUCAAAAGCUGUUCUUUGAGUCACAGGACUUGACUCACCGCGCAGUGGCAGGAGAGAUCCUUCAGUCGAUCUCAAAGACUUCGAAUGAUGUCUUCCUCAACUUCGGCUCGACGUUCCUUCCAUUUGCGUUCAUUGGACGUAACGAUACCGAUGAGCAGGUCCGAGAACGGUUCGAUCCACCGUGGAAGGAUAACAUUGGGGGCUCUCGUGCGGCUCAACUCUACCUAAAGGAAAUCUCGGAUUUGAUUAUGCUCCACAUCAAGUCGCCACUAUGGCCAAUUCGACAUGCGUGUUGCUUUUCCGUGGCCGCAUUGGUCACCUCACUAGCCUCACAUGGCCAGAACGGUGAAGCUGAAGCGGCGCUUGUGUGGCCGCUAGUGCAGGAAGCGCUUAACGGCAAGACAUGGGAGGGCAAGGAGAGGGUCGUCUCGGCCUUCCCGAAGUUUGUGGAGAGCGUCCCAAGUCUAUGGACUGAUCCAAGCGCGAGCGACCAGAUGGUGAAGAUUGCGCUACGAGAAGCGAAGCGACAAAACGAAACCUACCGACCCCAUGCUAUCCAAGCGCUCGGGGAGUUCGCAAAAUCUCGACGGGAUUUGAAUCUAUCCGAGCAGGUUGUACCUUGGCUAGUCGACUUGGUGGAGGAGUUGGCAAAUGACGAUGCGAUGGAGAUCGACGGUGAGAAAGACAGUGACAGACGGACCAGGAGCAAGACAAUGGAUCGAACACUAGAGGCCGUUGGGUUAUGCCUGUUUGAGGUUCUGAGCCCACGUGGCAAAGCUGAUGUUCUAGGCCAAGCUGGUGCAGUGGUGAACCGGCUCCAUGCACAGAAAAGUCCGGCUCUGGACACGGCGCUAUGCCAGCAAGCGACCUCAUUUUUCAUGAGGGUGGUGAAAGAAAUCGAAGAAAACGAAGAAAAUCAGAGGCGAGGUUGUGAAGGAACGAAUCAAAAUGGCGCAUACGAAAUAGGGGCAGGCUCCGGCCUUGAGGCUUUUUCGGAGCAGCUCAUCUUGGCGUUGCUGAGCCACUUUGACCAUGCGUCUGCGCCCGAAUCCGCGCGCCAGGCACGAGUUGAACUCGGUUCGGUCUUGGCCGGAUCCCCCACUUUGACCACCGCACAGUCCCGCGGCAGGCUGGCUCCGAUCCUGGACAGCUGGCUUCAGACUGAGCGUUCGAGGCCGUUACGAGACGACAUGGCCAAAGCGGUGGAGAUGCUCAAGCGUGCGGAAACGGGGGUCUAA
Messenger RNA from Cyphellophora europaea CBS 101466, 5502 nucleotides. RefSeq lists its product as uncharacterized. Gene Ontology annotation, molecular function: molecular adaptor activity. Bases 1 to 5502 code for a protein of 1833 amino acids. The transcript is spliced from 2 exons. Gene Ontology annotation, cellular component: nucleus; cytoplasm. Lineage: Eukaryota; Fungi; Ascomycota; Eurotiomycetes; Chaetothyriales; Cyphellophoraceae. The record is from RefSeq and is a predicted model, not a curated record. Gene Ontology annotation, biological process: proteasome assembly.